AUGAACGAAUCGUUGGACAUCGAAAACGCAAAGGCGAAGUUGAAGUUGGUGUUCUCAUUCUGGACAAAUUCGAAAAACAAAAGAUUCUCGCAGAGCAAUGCGUUCUGUGUGCUAUCAGGAAAGUCCAGCAAAGAAGAAAAUGCAACGACACAAGAACAGUUCCAGAUGUGGCUCAUGGGGUAUCAACUUACAGAGACUUUUUUUCUCUUCCUCAAGAAAGAAAAGUUAAUUAUCCUAACUAGUGAUAAAAAAAAAAAGUUCUUACAACCACUUCUAGACAACAUGGAUAAUGUACAAGUGAUGGAAAGAAGCAAUGAUAAUACGGAUAAUUUUAUUCAAAUAAAAAAAAUGAUAGAUAAUGUAGGAACGGAAGAAAUAGCCAUUUUGAAAGACAAAGAUGCUAUGGGAAAUUUUUUUGAAAAUUGUUACAGUUUUAUAAAAGGUUUAGACAUACCACAGGUAGAUGUAAAUACGGAGUUGAAAUUAUUGUUGAACUUCCGAUCCGAAUCUGAUAUAAAGAUACAAAAAAGUGGGAGCGAUAUUGCUUGUAUCAUUUUAAAAAAUAUUUUAAUAACAACAAUUGAGAAUGCAUUAGAUAGUGAGGAAUUCCAGAGUCAUGACAAAAUAAAAGACAAGGCGUUAAAAUUUCACGAAAAUAAAAAAUGCGUUUUGAAAUUGAAGGAAAAACUUAAGGUAGAUAUAGACGACAUAGAUGUGAUUUACAGCAAUGUGCAGAGUGGAAAUCAGUUCACAUUAAAUUACAAAAAUAGCAGUAAUAAAAGUUACCUCUCCCAAAAUGAGGGCACAAUACUGGUCGGGGUGGGAGUCAAAUAUAAAGAGCUCUGUUCAAAUGUGAAUAGGACCCUUCUACUAAAUGCGAAGACGCAACAUAAAGAGUUAUACAGCUUCACCCUAGCUAUCGAAAAGUAUGUUAUUAAGGAAUGCCUCCAAAUCCACAGUACAUAUGGAGAAGUAUACAAAAAGGCGAUUACCUUCAUCAAGAAAAAUAAAAAGGAUUACUCGACCCUGAGUCAGAUCCAUGUGGAAGAUUAUUUUGUGAAAUGUCUCGGACAUGUAAUUGGAAUCGAAUUUAUGGAAAAGGAUUUUCUGAUCACGGAAAAUAAUAACAGUGGAAUUAUUCAGAAAAAUACUUCGUACAAUUUAUCUGUCGGAUUUGAAAACGUUCCCGGGAAUGAUAAAAAUAAUUUUGCAAUCUGGAUCAGCGACACGGUGUGCAUUAAUGAUGAAGGAGAGGUUAACGUUCUGACGGACUCCAUUAGUAAAGAAAUCAAUACCAUUUCGUACGAGCUGGAGGAUAGCAAAAGUGAUGAUGAACAUGAAAAUAACGUGAAAAGUGAAAAGAAGGAACAAAAUGGAGAUUUGAACAAAAAAAAAACAGGCAUUUCUGCUAGUAUUCUAAACAAUGCAGCUAGUGUUAUCGUUUCGGAUAGACUUAGGAGGAGAAAUAAAAAUUCACUAGCUCAUAAUAAUGAACAAGAAAUGGAGGAACUCAAUAAAAGACAAAGUGAGCUGAAGGAAAAAAAAAUCAAUGAAAUUAAAUUUAGAUUCUCCAAAGGAACCAGUGACUACAAAGACCCGAAUAAAAAAAAUGUUAAAAAGUUGGAGGAUCUAAAAGCAUAUAACGAUGCCGAUCUCCUUCCAAGAGACUUAAGACCAAACAUAAUAUGUCUAGAUAAUAAACACGAGUGUAUUUUACUUCCCAUAAAUGGGGUACAUAUCCCGUUCCAUGUAUCCACCAUCAAAAAUCUGAGCUCCAAUUAUGAGGACAACAAUGAUAUCUUCGUUCUCCGUAUCAAUUUUCAAGUGCCAGGAAAUCAAGGUGUCCUAAAAGCAGAUUUCAAUACCUUCCCUACUUUACAAGAAAAAGAAAUGUACAUCAAAGAAUUGAUAUUUAAAUCGAAUGACGAGAGACAUUUCCAAAAUAUUGUCAAGCAGGUGAAGGACCUCAUUAAACACGUUAAGCAGAAGGAGGUAGAAGCAGAUGUUAAUGAUCCACAACAUGCUCAAGAAAAAUUAAUUUUAAACAAAAGUGGAAGAAGAAUCAUCCUUAGAGACCUUAUGACUAGACCAAAUAUAUUUACAGGAAGGAAGAUAUUAGGUACCUUGGAGUUACACACCAAUGGGGUUAGAUACUCAGCCAAUUCUAGAGGAACCACGGAACAUAUCGAUAUCCUUUUUGACGACAUAAAGUAUGCCUUUUAUCAACCUUCUGAUGGACAGCUCAUCAUUUUGAUCCAUUUCCAUUUGAAGAGGUACAUCAUGGUGGGAAAGAAAAAGACACUAGAUGUGCAGUUCUACUGCGAAGCGGGAACACAGAUUGAUGACCUCGAUAGAGCCAAGGCAAGGAAUGUAUACGACCCAGACGAAAUGCAUGACGAAAUGAAAGAAAGAGAACAAAAAAAUCGAUUAAAUUUGAUUUUUAAAAAUUUUGUACAACAAAUGCAAGAUAUAUCCAAAAUAGAAUUCGAAAUCCCCUACCCUGAACUGACUUUCUCAGGAGUCCCAAACAAAAGCAACGUAGAAAUUUUUGUGACUGCAAAUACCAUUAACCACCUUGUGGAAUGGCCACCUUUCAUCCUCUCCGUUGAAGAUAUCGAAAUUGCUUCUCUCGAAAGAAUCCAUCACGGACUCCGAAACUUCGAUAUGAUAUUUGUAUUUAAGGACUACACCAAGCCAGUGAAACGCAUAGAUGUCAUCCCUACUGAGUACAUCGAUACCAUUAAGAAGUGGCUUACUACCAUCGACAUUGUUUACUACGAGGGGAAGAAUAACCUCCAAUGGGGAAAUAUUUUGAAAACCAUUUUGGCUGACAUCGACUCGUUUGUUAACUCCAAGGGUUUUGACGGGUUCCUCGGUGACGACGAGGAGGAGGAGGAGCAGUCCGCGGAGGACGAGGACGAGGAUGACGAGUAUGAGGUGGACGAGUCAGAGCUGAGCGCCGAGGACGACAGCGACUACGACGACAGCGGAGACGAGAGCCUCGCCACGGAGAGCGACGGCGAGGGGGAAGUCGAGGAAGACUCCGAGGAUGAGGGGCUCUCUUGGGACGAGCUCGAGGAGCGGGCCAAAAAGGACGACAAAAAACGAUUCGCCUACAAAAGCGACGACGAAGAAGGAUACAACAAAAGGAAGAAGAAGAAAAAGAAUUAA
Plasmodium cynomolgi strain B is the source of this 3171-nucleotide messenger RNA. Its product is annotated as transcriptional regulator. Gene Ontology annotation, molecular function: nucleosome binding. The transcript is spliced from 3 exons. NCBI's taxonomy places the organism in Eukaryota, Apicomplexa, Aconoidasida, Haemosporida, Plasmodiidae. The record is from RefSeq and is a predicted model, not a curated record. Gene Ontology annotation, biological process: transcription elongation by RNA polymerase II; positive regulation of transcription elongation by RNA polymerase II. The coding region runs from base 1 to 3171 and encodes 1056 amino acids. Gene Ontology annotation, cellular component: FACT complex.